Messenger RNA from Cucurbita pepo subsp. pepo (vegetable marrow), 1742 nucleotides. RefSeq names its product 2-oxoisovalerate dehydrogenase subunit alpha 1, mitochondrial. Gene Ontology annotation, cellular component: oxoglutarate dehydrogenase complex. The record is from RefSeq and is a predicted model, not a curated record. Lineage: Eukaryota; Viridiplantae; Streptophyta; Magnoliopsida; Cucurbitales; Cucurbitaceae. Gene Ontology annotation, biological process: branched-chain amino acid catabolic process. Gene Ontology annotation, molecular function: oxidoreductase activity, acting on the aldehyde or oxo group of donors, disulfide as acceptor.
UACCAUACCAACUCACCCGAUAAGGAUCAAACCCAAUCCAAAUAGGACACUCUCCAUUCUCAUCUUCUUCAUUCUUCUACAAAUUUCCACUUUCAAAUCAUUUUGAACUCUUCCUCUUCUUUCUUUGCUCUCGAAAUUUCUCUCGUCGCUAUGAUUCCGUUCGUGCGAUCAUCGUCUCGGAAUUUACUCGCCCUUCUCAACCAAAACCAUCUCUACCCAUCUUUGCUCUCUUCUGUUUCGGAGUCUCCUGUGUGGAUUGGAUCUCUUUGGUCGACUACUCGAUUUGAAUCCACGGAAGCUGUGCGUCAUGUGGAUCAGCUGUAUGUUCAUGACAACGAUGAUCAGGAAUUGGAUUUCCCGGGAGGAAAAGUUCCAUUUACGAGUGAAUUGAGAUUCAUUGGUGAGUCGACGACUCAAAAGCGAGUUCCGUGUUAUCGUGUUAUUGAUGAAAUUGGAGAGACAGCUACAUCGAAUAAGUUCACGCAGUUGAGCAAAGAUGCAGGGAUUAAGAUGUACAAAGACAUGAUAACCCUUCAAACAAUGGAUACCAUAUUCUACGAAGCACAAAGGCAAGGAAGAAUCUCAUUUUACUUAACUUCAUCGGGAGAAGAAGCCAUUUCGGUUGCUUCGGCCGCUGCCCUUCACCCCGACGACGUCGUUUUAGCUCAGUAUAGAGAGCCGGGAGUGUUGUUAUGGCGUGGGUUUACGUUGCAAGAAUUUGCAAACCAGUUGUUCGGAAACAAAAGCGAUUAUGGGAAGGGUCGACAAAUGCCUAUUCACUAUGGCUCCAAUCAACACAAUUACUUCACUAUUUCAUCGCCUCUUGGAACACAAAUUCCACAAGCAGUUGGCAUUGCUUAUUCGCUUAAAAUGGACAAAAAAGAUGCUUGUGCCGUAGCUUAUUUUGGAGAUGGCACCACUAGCGAGGGCGAUUUCCACGCGGGGUUGAACUUCGCAGCCGUAUUAGGAGCGCCGGUGAUUUUCAUCUGCCGCAACAACGGCUGGGCUAUCAGCACUUCCGUCCAAGAACAAUUCCGGAGCGAUGGCGUGGUAGUGAAAGGCCAGGGCUAUGGAAUCCGAAGCAUACGAAUCGAUGGAAACGAUGCCCUAGCCGUAUACAGUGCGGUUCGCAAAGCUCGAUCCAUGGCGGUUGCAGAGCAAAUGCCGGUUCUGAUCGAGGCUUUGACUUACAGAGUUGGUCACCAUUCUACCUCCGAUGAUUCCAGUAAGUACCGCGCUGUUGAUGAGAUUGAGCACUGGAAAAUGGAGAGGAACCCUGUGAAUCGCUUUGCUAAAUGGCUUACUAAUAAUGGAUGGUUGAGUGUAGAAGAUGAGUCCAAGCAUAAAACCACCAUUAAAAAACAGUUGUUGCAAGCAAUCCAGAGUGCAGAGAAGACAGAGAAGCCUCCACUUUCAGAGUUGUUCAAUGAUGUUUAUGACCAUUUACCCUCAAACCUUCAAGAACAAGAGGAAGUACUCAGGCAAACAACGAAGAGGUAUCCUCAAGAUUAUCCUUCUGAUGUUCCUCUUUAGAUUCUAUCAAACAUAUUGUCAAGACUCCUAAUGUGUGCAUACUUAUACUUGAUUCAAACUCGAAGCUUGAGCCAAAUAAGUGUAAACUCGUAUGAUUCGAUAUAAUGUAAUGUCGACUCUGUGAGUAAUCAUGCUCGUCGGGAACUCUUGCAAUGAUGAUGUUCUUAUGUAAAUUGAUAUGAAAUUCAUAAUCAAAUUAUUUGGACUUA